UAUGAGGAUGCUUAACAGCUGCAUAACCCAACAGAACCAUUCCUCCAAUGACACAGUGCUGGACUCCUCAGAGAAGCUCCAUGCUGUUCUGAUAGUCCUGUACAUCAUCAACCUAGCUGGCGGCACCCUCGGGGUCAUCAUGAUGUCCCAACAGCUGUUUCAAAGGAGGUCACAAUCUGUGAUGACCAUUAUGAUCAUCAGCCUCCUGGUGCUGCACAGCUUCAUGCUCCUCAGCAUCCCCUUCCGCCUCAGCUACUACAUUUUGGGGGAGUGGAAAUUCGGGAGGUUUGCAUGCAGGCUGUCGAGCGCCAUAAUCUACCUGCACAUGUAUGCCACCUUUGCCUUUUAUGUGGCCAUCAUCAUAGCCCGCCUUCUCCGCCUGGAGUUUCGCAGGUGCUGCACCACAGCCUGGGUGGGGGCUGUGUGGCUGCUGGGAGCGCUGGUGAUCACGCCUGUUCUUCUCUCCUACUAUGGCACCUUGAAGACAUACCACUCCUCCGAAUGCUUCCAGUUCCAAAGGGAGCUACAGGAGGCUCAAAUGGUGAUCACAAACUACUGCCUGGUUGGGAUUUUGGUGGCAGUGUGUGCUGUGCUCACUGGAAUCCAGCUGACUGUGAUCUACAGAGUAGCUGUGAAAUACUGGCCUGACAUUAACUCUCAUGUGGAAUUCAGGGCGCAGGCAAAGAGUUUCUUCUUCAUCUUGGUAACAUUAAUCUGCUUUAUGCCUCAUCAUGUAUUCAGAGUAUAUUAUAUCCAAAACUAUGACCUUGAUAAAGACCAUAAACUACUCCUAUACAAUGAGGUUUUUUUAGCUUUAACAACAAUGUGCUGCCUGGAUAUGUUGUGCUUCAUAGCAGGAAUAGCUCACUGA
Hirundo rustica (Barn swallow) is the source of this 871-nucleotide messenger RNA. RefSeq names its product probable G-protein coupled receptor 141. The transcript has a single exon. NCBI's taxonomy places the organism in Eukaryota, Metazoa, Chordata, Aves, Passeriformes, Hirundinidae. Gene Ontology annotation, cellular component: membrane. The record is from RefSeq and is a predicted model, not a curated record. Gene Ontology annotation, molecular function: oxysterol binding; G protein-coupled receptor activity. Bases 2 to 871 code for a protein of 289 amino acids. Gene Ontology annotation, biological process: G protein-coupled receptor signaling pathway.